AUGUCUAAUACGGCUGAAGGCACGGGACCAGCUUUGCCUGCGGAUGGUCUUAUUGGGUCCAUCGCAACGCCAACAAGCAUCGCUAGACUUGGUCACGAGUCGAACAUGAUUGCCCAACCUUCGACCUUCCUAUCCCCAGCCCAGAAUCGCGCGAUGCAGGACAGACCGUUGACUUCGGUGGACAGGGACCAACAGAGUGGCUUGAAAGCAAUACGGGAUUUCCUCAAAAUCCGCACGAGCUACGAUGUGCUACCGCUUUCAUUUCGACUCAUCAUCCUUAAUACCGACCUUCUUGUUAAGAAGAGUCUAAAUAUUCUUCUACAAAAUGGAAUCGUUUCCGCCCCUCUAUGGGAUUCGCACACUUCAACCUUCGCUGGGCUCCUCACCACUUCCGACUAUAUAAACGUUGUGCAGUAUUAUUGGCAGAAUCCAGAUGCGUUCAAUCAGAUAGACCAGUUCCGGCUGAGCAGCUUAAGAGAUAUUGAGAAGGCGAUCGGUGUUCUCCCCCUCGAGACAUUGUCAGUUCAUCCGUCGCGGCCGCUGUACGAAGCAUGCACGCAGAUGCUUAAAACCCGAGCACGAAGAAUUCCCCUUGUAGAUAUCGACGACGAGACCGGCCGUGAAAUGGUUGUGAGCGUUAUCACACAAUAUCGAAUCUUGAAAUUUAUCUCUGUCAACGUAGCCCAGACAGAAAUGCUGAAGAAGAGUGUGGCUGAGAUCGGGCUCGGCUCCUACGGCGAUUUGCAGACGGCAAACAUGGAUACCAGAGUUAUUGAUGUUAUUCAUAUGAUGGUCAAAUAUAGUAUUUCGAGUGUACCGAUUUUGGAUAAGGAAGGCCAUGUGCUGAAUGUGUUCGAAGCCGUUGAUGUCAUCUCAAUCAUUAAGGGAGGGGUAUAUGAUGAUCUCACGACUGGAGUUGGGGAUGCAUUAUCCAAGAGAGCUGACGACUUCGCUGGGAUAUACACAUGCAGCGAAGAAGAUCGCCUGGACUCCAUCUUUGACACAAUUCGAAAGUCCAGGGUUCAUCGUUUAGUAGUCAUCGACGAAGAGAAUCGCCUCAAAGGGGUUAUAUCACUGUCAGAUAUUUUGAAAUACGUUCUUUUACAUGGCGCGGAAGGAGAAUAG
This is a messenger RNA of Glarea lozoyensis ATCC 20868, 1125 nucleotides long. Its product is annotated as CBS-domain-containing protein. The record is from RefSeq and is a predicted model, not a curated record. The transcript has 4 exons. Bases 1 to 1125 code for a protein of 374 amino acids. NCBI's taxonomy places the organism in Eukaryota, Fungi, Ascomycota, Leotiomycetes, Helotiales, Helotiaceae.